UGUGCAGGCUGCUGCUGCCUAGCACAGGCAAAACCCAAAGAGCAAGGGCAGACAGGGAUUUAUAUGUCCCAUGCUCAGGCUUGCUAACAAUGACACUCUGCCGAUUCCAUUCCUGCAUUCAGGGGGUUUAAAGCAGAGGAACCCCAAAAGGGCUGUGGUCUAUUGUCUUCAGAUCGUGCUGCCUCUUUAAAAUCAGAAAUGCGCGGACAGCUUCAAGGUGCCUCCCACUGAGCAAAGGCUUUGGAUGCCGGCACAGAGGCAGAGGAGCCAUCCUCCCCUGAGCACAGGGAUAACCUAAUGGGAGAGAAAGCAGCACUCAGCGGAGUCCUUGCACUACUUCCAGUGAUCCUUUCUCUCCUCCAGUAACAGCAGCACGUGCAGAGGAGAAACCUGGCGGCUCUCUCACCAGAGAAGAAACCUGGCUCUCUCUCAGGUUGCCUGAGACCUCCAAGAUGAUGAGCACAACUGCAGAAGGAGAUAAGUGAGGCUGUUGUCCUAUAAUCUUCUGGGGACAAAGACAAGGUUACUCACUGCUCAAAAGGAAGCUUUGGGUGAGGUCUCUCACCUGCCGAUCUUGUGCCCUGCCACACUGGGCUAACAACACUGAGGGCCAGCCAAGCUGCACAUGCCAAAAGACGACAGAGAUGGCCAUGGAGCAAACUGAACGCAACCUAAAUGCUACCGCCCACCUCAAUUUUGCUUCAAUCUACAACAUCCAUAAUGGGGAUUUCACCUCUUUGAGAAACUUCUCUUUCCCUUUCAAUUUCACCUACAGUGAUUAUGACCUGCCACUGGACAGUGAAGAUGACAUGACCAAAACCCGCACCUUCUUCACAGCCAAGAUUGUUAUUGGGGUUGCUCUGGUUGGCAUCAUGCUGGUUUGUGGCAUUGGCAACUUCAUCUUCAUUGCUGCUCUCGCCCGCUACAAGAAGCUGCGAAACCUCACCAACCUGCUGAUUGCCAACCUGGCCAUCUCAGACUUCAUCGUGGCUAUUGUGUGCUGCCCCUUUGAGAUGGACUACUACGUGGUGCAGCAGCUGUCCUGGGAGCACGGCCAUGUCCUCUGUGCCUCAGUCAACUACCUACGAACUGCCUCCCUCUUUGUUUCGACCAAUGCUCUCCUGGCUAUAGCUGUUGACAGGUAUUUGGCCAUUGUUCACCCACUGAAACCACGCAUGAAUUAUCAAACAGCAACCGUCCUCAUUGCCUUGGUCUGGGUCAUCUCCAUACUUCUAGCAAUUCCAUCUGCAUACUAUGCUACUGAAACUGUGUUGUUUAUAGUUAAAAACCAGAAGAAAUUUUUCUGUGGCCAAAUUUGGCCAGUUGACCAGCAGAUGUACUAUAAAUCAUACUUUCUCUUCAUCUUUGGCAUUGAAUUUGUAGCACCUGUGAUUACAAUGACCUUGUGUUAUGCCAGGAUCUCUCAGGAGCUUUGGUUUAAAACUGUCCCAGGAUUUCAGACAAAACAAAUCAGAAAGAGGCUUCAGUGCAGAAGGAAAACUGUUAUGGUACUAAUGUGCAUUCUCACUGCCUAUGUUCUCUGCUGGGCACCUUUCUAUGGUUUCACAAUUGUCCGGGACUUCUUCCCCACCCUUUUGGUGAAAGAGAAGCAUUAUCUCACUGCCUUUUACAUAGUCAGGUGCAUCGCCAUGAGUAACAGCAUGAUAAACACCAUGUGUUUCGUAACCGUGAAAAACAACACUAUGAAGUACUUCAAGAAGAUCAUGCUACUCAGAUGGAGGUCAACGUAUAAGGGAAGCAAAUCUAGCAUAGAUUUGGACCUGAGAACAAGUGCAAUCACAGAGGAAGUAGACUGCAUAAAAUUACAAUAAUUUUUCUGAGGUUCUAAUCUCAGCUUUUUUGGAGAGGGGGCAAAGAGGAAAUAAUACCUUGUCAGAAGCUUCUUCCUUGUCUGUGGGAAUACCCUCUCACUGGUGAGAGCCCUCAAAAAAGCAGCCUGCUUUGCAUUCCCACCAGAAUUCUUCUCACUGUACUGCUGGAUAAUCCUUACGCUUGAAAAGAUGCUGUGCUUCAGUUCAUACAUCUGUCAAUUUGGGAUGUAGACACUAAUUUUAUAGUUGUUUAAUAAGAACAAAGAAAUCUAUGAAUACAAUGGUGGAAAAGUUGAGUGCUGACCCUAGCAGUGAUGCCUCUCUGUUUCUUAAGAGAAACCUCUUAACACCUUUGAGCUUAUGACUUGUACCUUUAAGCUAUUUAGUGUCCUUUUCUUUCUGCUCAGAAGAGAAAGGACUCCUAGAAAGCCCAUUUUGCUUCCAGUCACUUUUUAACCUCUCCGUUUACCUUUCCUGAUGAAUCUUCUUGAAGUCUAUAGACCACCAGCUUUCUAUUGUCAUUGGACAAUAUGCACAGCAUGCUCUUAUGAAAGGCACAUGCUCUGAAAGCUAAAAUCCGCUUCACAGUCAAGUGAAAACCUCAAGUUUCUUCCUGUCACACCCUGUUUAAGAAUGCUUUAUCAAUACUCCACUUUUUAGUUUUAUGGAGAGUUUUAACUUUGUUAUGCAUUUGGAAAUGCCACAGAUAUAUAUGAAAAGGAUCUACUCCCUCAUCUCCAGGCACCCUGUGGCCAGCUUCUGCUACCUUGAGAUGCUGAGCUCCUCACAGAAUCAAUCACAAAAUUGUAGAACUUGAGAAUAAUAUCUCCACAUUGUCUAGCCCAUCCCUCUGCCCAUGUUAGCCAGGAUUGUGUCCAGCUAGGCUUUGACUGACUCCAGGGAAUGCUGACAGUCUCCAUGGAUCACCAGUGUCAGUGUUCAACAGCUCUCACUCAGUGAAAAAGUGUUUUCUUAUGUUCAGAUGGAGUUUCAUGUGUUUUACCUUGCUUGUCAGCGGGAUCCAUAUAAACCUACAUCAUGGUGGUGGGAAAAAUCCAACCAGACAUCUUACCAAGUCUGUGUGCACCUUCACGAUAAAGGAUAAGCAACACCAAAAUAUCUAGGAGAUCCUGAGAUGAUCCAUCCAUCUUUCUGGGAGCAAGACAAGCUUAGGCUUCAGUGAGCCAGCCUCUGGUCGAGUUGCGAAGCUUAUUGUCUGCUCAGAUAUGACGCAACUCCAGAUGAAUUCUGCUUUUCUUUCUGCAGUGCUACUUUUACUGUUCUGAUUUAGUGAAACUCCAGUAUGAAUGUUUCUUAAAUGAUAAUUGUGACAAAGCACGUGACAGUAAUACAUACUCAUUUCAACUACACAUAAGAUAUAAUGGACUUCUGUGUAUGGUAAUAAAAUCUUUUCUGUUGUGAUGACAAAUGUGCAUGUGGUUGUGCCUUACUUUUGGAGUAAGUUGUUUUGGUAAAUAACUUGUCUAUUUGUGAAUUUGAAGUGAGCAGCAAAUCCUGCAAAUAAAACAUGACCUCAGUAUAAGCAUUCUGAAUUAUUUUUUGUCUUCUCUUAGCCAUCACUUUCUUACCCAAAUGAUUAAUGUGAAUGAUCCCAUUGCUGAAGAAAAAUUGACCAAUUAAAUUUAAGGGCAAAAGGAUGUUAAAAUCCAUUAAAAUGCUCAAAGCCUCUCAUCAUUAGCUGCUCUUAAAUAUAUGUUGAAGAGUAUUUAAUAAUUUGCUGUUAGGCAAAACAAUGACUGAAAUCAUCCUUCAAAAUGUCAGUUUUGAACAGGGGUAAGUACUAAAUUCAUUUGUUUUCCAGCCUGCCACAGAAAUUUAAAGGACCAGAGAGCUGAAGUAUUUCACUAUCAAAAGGCUUAAUCUUGUAAUCUCACCUGAAAUCUCAUGGUUUCUUCUGAAACCUGCCCUAGUUGUAAGGGAUUAGCUAGCAUUAUUGCCUGUUAUUAGAAUGUGUGACACUCCUUCCACCUGUUUUCCCUACAUGGUUUUGGUGCAACAAAUUCAACUGACAAUUUCCACACCAGGGAAAUCUAUCUAAGGCCGAGUUAAUUAAAAAAAAAAACAAAACAAAAACAAUUUCUGCCAAGAAAUAUAGUACUGAACAAAAUCUGGGGCAAAGAAUUGCUUUAAGACACUGGAAAUCACCCUGAGAGCUCCAAGAGAGCUCUUAUGGUCUGGCCUAACCACUGUUCUCAUUCCUGUGAAUUAGGGUACUAAAGCAGCAUCCUCCACAGCCCCUGCUGAGGGUUUAGGUUUUGGGACUGUUGUAUUUUUGACAUUUUGAGGUCCUCCAAGCAGCAAAGCACUGUUGCUGCCUGAACCUCUGGAUAGAGCAGAAGUCAUGCUUUGCCCUCAACUGCAUUUGUUGUGAGCUGCAUCCAGAGAGAGAGGGGGACUCCCAGCGAGGAAGGGUGACAGUUCUGUUCUCUGGUCCAAAAACGAAGCAGUCACAUUACCCUUAGCCUGUGUUGGCACCAAGUCCAAAGAGCCCAAAACAGGGCACUUUCAGGGACAGUAUUUGCUCCCAAACUGAGAUCCAGCAAGCAGAGGCCCAGGGCUUUGCAGGGGGACCAAAAGUCACUUAAAAACUAUUGUGAAAACUCCUGAAGUGUGAAGGCAGUGGGAACAGGCUGUGACCCAAGUGGCACCCUCAGGCAGGGGAGAGCAGGUAGGGAAGGGUCUGAGAGAGGACCAGACCUCACAUUCCCUAGGGCUUAUGUGAGCUGUGCAGGGAAGAAAAGAACAAAACACCUUUUUUGUACCCUCAGAACUUACUAAAGGACAACAUUUAGAGAGGGAAUUGAAUAUGGACUGCACCUACUUGGAGCUAUGCUUGUAAACAGAGAAACACAAGCACAAGCUGGGAAGAAGGCAGCAUCUGUCUCAGAGGAGAAAGAUGCUGCCUUUCCAGCACAACUUCUGCCUACUGGAAGCUGCCUACUGGAAGCUGCCUGCUGGAAGCUGUAGGGGAACAGCUGCAAUAAUGGCUUUAUCAUGCAAGAAUUGUGGCAUAUAUCAUGGAUGAGGAGUGGGUGGGACCUGAGAUCCUUUGGCAGUGUUUAGAUCACCGUGCAGUGAAAUCAAUCAGAUACUAGCAUGUCUCGGUUCUGCUAGCUCCAAUUUUUGCUGCCAAAUGCAAAACUGGUGCUACCACACCAGAUCACUGCUCAGCUGUCCUCCUGCAGCACAGCUCCAAAACCAUAGCCUCACUUCCUUCUAUAUCAGCUUCUCCAGAGGUAACUUGAGAGUAAAAUCCAGUCUCUGCUUUCAUGCUGAAAAACAGAAAGCCGGGUGCACCUGGAAGCUAAAACAGUGACCUGAAAUGGCUAAGAGAGCAUUAGGAGAAGAAAAAGUAGUUAUUAUCAGUAACAGGAAUCAAGAAAACAAAGGCUGUGUCAUUAAAACAAUUGUCCCUCUACAAAAGGGGGAGGACCUGCAAGAUCACAGGCCAUCAUACAUCAAAGUAGUACAGAAAAUUUCCCUAGAGACUGACUGACUCAUUCAGGAGCUAAGACUUUGCUGUGAUCCUUCUUCUCUGAGCCCUUCGCGUGGCAACAGCACCAUCCAGCUGCUGCCUCUGCAGCACAGUGUCACCACAAACUGCAUCAGCUCACAUCAAACACCGUGGGAAUGGCGUCAAGCAGGUAUUCCCAGGAUCCUAUUACUCCAACAAGUAGCAACAGAUGCUUCAGCUUUCGAGAACUGGGUACCCAGGCACUUAUCCAAUGCUUGUAGUGUCCGCAUUCUCCCUCUCCCUGUGUUGGCAGGGCUGUGACAGACACUGGGUGCUUGGGCUGUCCCCUUUCUAAAUAUUCUGCACCAUCAGUGCAGAAAAACACACACCAUUGAGCAGAAAAAAGCAGAAUUGAGGCAAGAUAGACACUUGUCCCUCAGACUCUUGGAGAUCUUGCUCUCUCAUUCACUCUGUUAGGAUCCUGUCCUAUAGGCUGCACUGCAACCCACAUUGCCAGGAUAAGCCUUAACUCACAGACUCAAUUAUGUUAGAAAAGACCUCUGAGAUCCUUGAGUCCAGCCUUUGGCGAAACACCACCAUAUCAACUAGACCAUGGCACUGAGUGCCAGUCUUUCCUGAAACACCUCCAGACACAGUGACUCCACCACCUCUAUUCUAAUGUCUAACCCUUUUUUUGAAGGAAAUUCCUCCUAAUGCCCAACCAGAACCUUCCCUGGUGCAGCUUAAGACUAUGUCCUCUUUUCCUGUUUCCUGGGAGAAGAGACUAACCCCUACCUGGUUACAACCUCCUUUCAGGAAGCUGUAAAGACUGUUAAUGUCAUCCCUGAGCCCCAUCUUCUCCAGGCCAAACACACCCAGCUCCCUCAGCUGUUCCUCAAAACCACUGACAAGGCAGGAAUUCCUGAAGCUUCAAAAGUGACCUUCGUAACACCAGCUAGAACAAAAGAAUGUGGAACAAAUGCCAGUAUAAAAGUCACCAAAUACUCAUGGAUAGUAAGAAACAUAACUGAGCAUAAAGUCACUCAAUGUUGCUCAAAGGGAUCCUGAGGCUUGACAGGGAGAAGGGCUCCUGUGGGGCUGCAGGCUAAAGGGCUCCUGAGAAUGGCACCAUGAAGGUUGACAAGGGAAAGAGGCUCCUAUGGGGUGGCAAAGAACUGGCUCUUGCAGGGUAUAAUGAGCACAAGACAAUAAAAACCCUACAAUGCAUACAGUGCAGAAUAUAAUACAAUACUGUACCAUAUGCUACAAUAGCUAUACAAGAAACCAUGAUAUAAUGCAGGACAUACUCUGCAAUACACUCAAAAUAUGUAAACUACAGUAAACAUGAAUGACAGCACACAACACAUCUAGGACCAUAAUGAAAGGAAUGAGAGGGAUGUGUCUUUACAAACAAACUGUGGGUCUGCUUGCAGAUAAAAGUCAGAUACUGAUAGGUGAAAGAGGCAAUGGAACGAACCAUAAAUUCCAAGGAAUCCCACUAAUUGACACAGACUCAGUUGCUCAUCCAAGACUGUGCCAAAUUUCUGGACUUAAGAGGAAAAGAACAGCAAUACAAAGAAAAAUGGGGGAACGGUGCGGGGAGGGUACACAUUAGAAGGGGUUCUGUAUUAGGCUAUUCAGGAAGUCUGUACCUCUCAAGCACCUCAGCCAAGGUGGAGAAAAAAAUUAAGCAGGGAAAUGAGGAUAAAGAGAAGGCUGCAUCCUCCAGCAAUUUGAGAGACCUCACGGGAAAUGUCCCAUGGCCUCUCCCUUUAUUUGAAUAAAGUUGCAGGACUCCUCUGUCUCCUUUUAGAACAUAAACCUCUGGCAUUGUGGAUUAAUUUUCCUAACAAAAAAAUACAGUAAAUACCACAUGGUACAGUACACACUGAAAUGCACAACCCACUUCUCAGCCUUUGAAGAAACCUGCAACUCACACUAGGCCCUCUGUGGCCAAGAUACAAGGUGGCCCCUUCAAAUGACCCUGGACAGUCCUGUUUCACUCAGGAUCUGCAUCUGUGCUUUUCUGGUCACUCUCACCUCACCCUCCCUGUGUGCCCAACAAACAAGAGACCACAAGCAGCACAAAUCUCAUGGCAGCUUUUCCCCAAUGCCAGAUGCCACCACAAGUCCCUGACAUGGCACUGUACCCAAGACGCAGACAGGAAUCCCUUCACCCUACUGAGUAAAUUCACCUCAUGGGAAUGCCCUCCCUUUUGGCAGAGGGAAGGAGACCUGAAAGGAACCAAUUUGACUUUUUUUAUGUCUCAACAUAUGUUAUACACAGGGUGAAAAAUUACUAUAGGGGCUGUUAGAUAUGCUGGGAACAUUAACGUACCAUGUGAUAAGCAGAAAAUGGAGGUGUCAGGAAAAUUAAUCCACGAGAAAUUUAUGUUUUUAUGGCGGGAUGCCCCUGUGUCCUGGCAGUGAUGCUGUCUCUGUCUUCUAUUUCUUCCUCUGUCUCUCUUUCUCCCUCUCUGCACUCUUUUCUAUCCCACUUUAGUUGGGUCCAUACCCUUUCUUUACAAAGAAACAGUUCUCAGAUAUAAUAUUGCCACAUUGGUGCUUUAUUUUUAUCUGAGAAAUCUGUCAAAAAGAAUGCUUCCCCUUUCAGCAGAAUCUGUAAGGACCAAGAUGACCCUCCAAGAAUGCAAGUUUGCAAGUGCCAAGGGGGUGUGUAUAAUGAGGUUUUUUGAGGUAGAAACGGGCAGCAGAUGAGGUUCACAAGGUCCAUCCCCAGUGCCCAAUCUCUGAACUGCUGGGACUUGAGACUGCACAGUCCCAUCCUGCAUUCCAUAGUCUGGAGCACAUCUGUCCCAUGCCCCAGAGGAAAGUGGCUUCUCCCUCUGCCAACACCUCAACAUAAAGCUGGCUCCCCCUCCUCCUCUUCCUCCAAAGAGCGCCGCUCCAGCCUGUGGCAGCUGCAUGCACCUGCUUGUGGAGGUGCCUCCUGGGCAGGACUGAGACGGUUCCUCUGUGACACAGUCCAGCCCAAGCCAGCUCUGUGCUUUCCUGCCUCCUGGCCAUCAGGGCAGCUUCCCCUGCGGCCAGCAGCUUCCUUCACAGGGCAAUUUCCCUGCCCAAGACAGCCCCAGUGUGACGGAAGCAGGAGAUCUGAGGGCUGCUGAGAGCUGAGUCUGCACACAGCUCAAUGCAGCAGUGGCAAGGCCCGGGCAACACUUGGCUUGAUUCCCCCUUGGCAGUUUUUCUUGUAAGGGGAGCCUCUUCACAACAAGACAAACACACAAGCUCAGUCAAAAACCAGGGCAUUAGAGUUGUAGAGGGCACAUCCACGAAGUCCUCCUGAAAAGUCUGUAAAACCAGCUGGUGUGUAUGUCGAUCCCUACUUGGAAGCUAUACCAGAAUGCUUCUCUAGCUGAACUUCAGGACUUUGACCAAAAAAGGUGCCAAAUUCACAGGGCUCCAGUCAUCUGUCCUAAAAUAUAGUAAAACCUUUUAACUUGCUUUCCAGGAAGCUCAGGGGAGUGAUGAACACAUUGAAAGCAAGAUCUUCCAAGGUCUUUAGAAAUCAGAGACACAGUUACAUGCUUUUCCCACUGAAUGUUACAAGUUUAACUGUGCAAAAAUACAGUCAUCAAGACUUUGCUGAGAACUAGAAACUGUUCCAGUGAUGAACAUGGAAAGAGGUACUGUUGUAAUCAGAGCAAAUAAUACUUGUUGUUGAGCCAAUCAAGUGCUUCAAUACACUGAGAUCCUGCUCUCAAGUGAUUUAGACAACCUGUAUUUAACUAUUGUACCUCAAGAGAAUCAACAACAUCUGGAAAAGAUGGAGGCAGAAUAACGAAGUUUAAAACUGCACUAACUCAACAAUAAAAAUGGCUUAGGCUUUCCUACCAGUAUUUCUUUUGAGCACAGGAAGAUGAAGUUUUAACAACCUUUAAAACUGUAUUUCAAAAUACAAGAUACCAAUGGUGUUG
Molecule: messenger RNA, 9245 nt
Organism: Zonotrichia albicollis (white-throated sparrow)
Lineage: Eukaryota; Metazoa; Chordata; Aves; Passeriformes; Passerellidae
Gene: PROKR1
Product: prokineticin receptor 1
Biological process (GO): neuropeptide signaling pathway
Cellular component (GO): plasma membrane
Molecular function (GO): neuropeptide receptor activity
Source: RefSeq, a predicted model, not a curated record